AUGUCUUUUCUCUUCGGCAAGAAGAGCAAGCAGCAGGCCAACAACGCGCUGCCCCCAGCCACACGAGAGAUAACCUCAUCGCAUGGCCCGGGGCAACCACCCCCAGCCGUCAAUGGAUCCGGCUCUCGUGAGAUUGAGAAGACCCGUGGAGGCCCCCAGUCCCAGACACCCACCCCCGGAGGCAGCGUAAACAACUCGUUGAACUCUCUCCAGAACGCCGGAAAUGCGCCUGCCCCCGAGCCCAAAGCGCUGCGAGAAAAGGCCGACACCAACAACCAGAAUACGAACCCCAGAUUUGCCGGCAACUCGCCAGACUCCCCGUACCCGUGGUCCUCCCGACGCUUGAACUUCACCGCAGGCAAUCCCUUCCCCCGAUACGGCGCUGCUAUAAAUGCCACGGCUAGCAAGGAUGGCACGAUUUACCUCAUGGGCGGACUUGUUGGCGGCGCAACAGUCAAGGGUGAUCUGUGGUUGACAGAGAUGGGCAACGGCAGCAUGGCCUGCUAUCCCAUAUCCACAACUGGAGACGGCCCUGGUCCUCGCGUAGGUCAUGCUAGUUUGCUCGUUGGCAAUGCCUUCAUUGUCUUUGGAGGAGACACGAAACUGGCUGACAACGACGACCUGGACGAUACCUUAUAUCUCCUCAAUACCUCCACAAAGCACUGGUCGCGCGCUCUACCACAAGGACCCCGUCCCACUGGUCGCUACGGACAUACCUUGAACAUACUGGGUUCCAAGAUAUACAUUUUCGGUGGACAGGUCGAGGGUUUCUUUUUCAAUGACCUUGUAGCUUUUGAUUUGAACUCGUUGCAGUCAUCCGCAAGCCGAUGGGAGGUGUUGCUACCAAACACCAAGGAGCAGGCUUCUCCACAAGGCAGAUCACCACCAGCACGUACCAAUCAUUCCGUGGUAACGUGGAACGAUAAGCUCUACCUCUUUGGUGGAACCGACGGGAUUACUUGGUUCAACGAUGUCUGGACCUAUGAGCCGCGCUCCAACGCCUGGACCGAGCUUGACUGUAUUGGCUACAUUCCCGUAGCUCGCGAGGGUCAUUCUGCCGCCCUCGUAAACGACACCAUGUACAUCUUUGGCGGACGCACUCAAGAGGGCGUCGACUUGGGCGACCUUGCAGCCUUUCGGAUCUCGUCACGCCGUUGGUACAUGUUCCAAAAUAUGGGACACUCCCCUUCAGCCCGGUCGGGGCAUAGUAUGACCGCCUUCGGAAAACACAUCGUUGUUUUAGCUGGCGAGCCCAGCUCUUCUGUCAGUGACAGGAAUGAGCUCAGCCUCAGUUACAUUCUGGACACCUCCAAGAUAAGGUAUCCGCCCAAUGAAAGUGCUCCUCCACCCCAGCCGCAGGGUACACAGCGGAAGAUGAGUGGCGGUGAGAGAAGCAAUGUGCCUCCCGCUAAGGUCGGCUCCCCUCCAACGCGCGAGAGUAUGAUGCCUGCUUCACAAUUCACGAGAGCCCCAGAAAACAUGGGAAAUGGUGCGAACGCAGGAUCACGUUUGCCUCGUGCAGCGGGUCAACCACCAGGUCCUCCACCACUUCAGCAACCUCCACAGCCCCGUGAGAAUGGUGCUGGCGUACAAGGUGCCGCAAAACCCAGAAGCAAGACUCCUACCAAAAAUGAACGUGGAUACGGCCCGCCUAUCGACACUGGAGCUGCAUCCGCCUUGGAUAGAGAAAACAUGUCGCCUAUGACCCGCGAAAGUCCAUCUACGAACGACAUGCAACGAAAGAUGUCGUCGGACGCUGUAAGCCAACGGACCCCGAAGGAGUCCAUGGACACUACUCGCUCUGGUAGCAUUGUGUCACGGAACACGUCCAAAUCCCACCGUCCGCAGCCUUCUCAAGAUAGCACAGAGCAGGCAAUCAGGCAAUCUUUAGAGACACAGCAACAACGCGGAUUUGCGCGUGACGUUGAACAGUUACCUAAUGAGGGCUUGAAGAAUGCGUCACUGGCGAAUGAUCAACGAAACACCGAACUUAUGAAAGAACUGGAGCACGUCAAAAGCCGCAACGCAUGGUACGCCUCAGAGCUCGCACUUGCUCGUCGAGCAGGCUACAGCUCGGGUACUUCCACGAGUCCAGUGUUCGAUGAGCGGUCGGCCGACGCGUUUCGAGACGAAGACAGACCCUUGUUGGAGGCACUCUUGAAGAUGAAGACCGAACUUGAACGAGUACAAACCUCCAUCAAAGCCCAGGGUGACGAUGCUGCGAAGAGAAUCGCUGAAGUUGAGAGACAGCGGGACGCGGCUGUCAGCGAGGCCAUCUACGCUAAAACCAAGUUGGCUGCUCACGGAGGUGGUAGUCAGAAUGGAACUCCACAGCCAGAUGGGACUCGAAGCACAAACACACCCGACGCUGAUCGCCUCCAAGAUAUCAGUCGGCGACUAGCGAUGUCUUUGGCGGCUCAAGGUGACCUGGCUACUAAAGUGGAGCAUCUGACCCGUGAGAUUGAUGCCGAAAAGAAAGCAAAACAACUAGCGGAGGAGACCGCAGAAGCUGCGCAAAAACGUGUACAAGAACUGGACUCGACCCGACAAAAAGCUACAGCUGAAUCGGAGAGUCUACGUGCCGAACUACACGAGGCUGAGCGUGUCGCAAGGGAAGUAUCUACUAGCGCUGCAGAAGCAGAAUCGGCAUCGAAACUGUUGGCGAUUGAUAAACAAGAGUUGAGCGCCAAGGUUGCUAAGGUUUCCGAAGAGCACAAAGCUCAGUCUUCUAUUAUUCAGUCUCUACGCGAUGCUGUCUUCGCGUCCACGGAGAAGUCAACCUUGCUGGAGAAGAAGCUCACUGAAGAGCGGACUACGAGUGAAAACCUGCGCCAGAAGCUAAGUCAGCUUCGUAGCGAAUAUGAGGCACGCGUACUGGAGCUGGAGACUACUUCACAAAAGCUUCGUGAUGCGGAGGAGUUGGCGGAGAGCCAUGCAGAAGAGGCACGCCUUCAUCGAGCCACCGUCUUCUCUGGUCUUCAAACGAUUACAGAGCGCUCCGAGCAAGAUGGUGCUAACCAUGAUGAGCGGGUUGUAGUCUUGCAGCAGCAAGUCGAAGCUGCAAACUCCAUGGCUCGCAAGAAUCAGACAGCUGCUGACCAAGCAUCCGAAAAGCUUCGCCGUGCUGAAGAACGAAUCGCCGGUCUCGAGGCCUACCAAGAGCAAUCCAGUCGCGAGGGGCUGACCAUUCGUAAACAGUUACAGCAGGCUAUGCGAGAUGUACAGCUCUCCGAGGCUGAACGAACCGAACUCCGCCAGCAACACGAGCGUCUGCGCCUUGAGAGCAAUGCGUUCGAAGUUCAGCUCAAAACACUUCGCAAUCUUCUCGACGAAAGAGGUGUAAACCCUGUUGACUCACGACGCUCAAGGGUACUGGACAGUCCGAACUCAAGGUUCGGCACACCGGAGUUCAACCGAGUUCGCGAGCUGGAACAACAGGUAGACACUAUGACUAAAGCACAUGAGGAAAUGCGCUCCAUGUUUGAGGAGCGUGAGCACGAAGUCAGCAAGGAGUGGGAAGAAAAACUCCAGGCACUUCAUAACGAUCACCAAGCUGCUGUCAAGUACCUCCGGGGUACCGAAAAGAUGCUUUCGAAGAUGAAACAGGAGCUCGAUCGUUACAAGAGUGCAAAUCUCAAGCUAGAGGAAGAACUCACCCAAGCGAAGCAAGACAAGCGUAGUCCUACUGACGAAGCCGAUCAAGCUGAGUCGAAUGCAGAACGCGCGGCACUUCGCUCUGAACUGGACAAGGCACGAGAGGAGAUGGAAGCUACCGUUACACGUUUCGAGGCCCAGUUGUCCAAACUACAAUCUGAUCUGGCUUCUGCUCGCGCCGAUGCCGAAACAGCAACGAAUGCUACAAAGCAGGCAGAGCAUCAAGCAGCUCAAUUCCAGACAGAUCUUGACGCGCUCCGCCGUCAGCAUACACAGACGGAGGAACGUGCCCGCGAAGCUGAGAGUCGGGUCCAAAUGUUCCUUGACCAAUUUGAGUCAUCAGUCGAUAAUUACCGCCGCCAGUCCCAGGCACCGACCGAAAACACACACCCUGAACACAGCCGCCACCGUGCCCACGAUAGCAUCGCAUCCGCUGAAUCUCUUUACAGCCGCAACGAUGGCUCUAGUACCCCAGAGGCCAUCCCCCGCCCUUCAUCUUCUGCUACGCGUAACUCCAUGGCUCUGGAUAACCUUGCCUCUGAGCUGGAUGCUCUCAGGAGUCACUGGGAAACUACCAACAAAGCCUACCGUUUGAGUGAUCGCUUUGAUUUUGAACGCAUGCCCGACAAUGAUAACACGGAUCUGAAUGAACUCUCGCAAUGGAGGAACAAGGUGGAGAGCGAGGAUGGGUUCCAGGCUGCGGCAGGUAGUCACGAUGCAAAGUCCGCACAGCCGGCUGCUACCAUGGCCUCGCCAACCCAGCUCCACGGAUCCUCAUAA
Molecule: messenger RNA, 4434 nt
Organism: Alternaria burnsii
Lineage: Eukaryota; Fungi; Ascomycota; Dothideomycetes; Pleosporales; Pleosporaceae
Exons: 4
Coding region: 1-4434 (1477 amino acids)
Biological process (GO): regulation of cell shape
Molecular function (GO): protein binding
Source: RefSeq, a predicted model, not a curated record